CAUGAUUCACCCUCCGGGGCUAGCGAGCUAACUUGCUAUUGCUAACAUGGAAACACUGAGAAACGAGUCCGCGAAUUAUUUCGAAGAAGAGGUUGUUGAUAACUCUGACAGAAGUAGAAACGACUCUGGUGAGGAGGAAGAGGCUAAAGGUAGGAAAUGUGAUGACAUGGAGAAACACAAGCGAAAGAAGCACAAACAUCAUGGCAAGCACAGAAAACACAAAUAUUCAUCGUUAGAGGGAAAGGAACACCGACACAAACACAGACACAAGCAUAAAAAACGCAAACACAGAGAUUCUUCCAAGGUGGAUGAUGAAGACUGUCACGAUGAGGCUAUAGCUGAUUUUAUCUCACUGAAGAGGUCCAGACUGGAUGACAUGGCAGCUUUGGAGGAUUUAGAGAAGCAGAGGGCCUUGAUCCAAGCAGAGCUUGAUAAUGAGCUGCUGGAAGGGAGAGUGCACUCCGGAAUGGGACUAAUACUGCAGGGAUACAACUCGGGCUCAGAUGAGGAUGGGGAAAUGCCAGAAGGGAUGUGUAAUGGGGAGGAGGAAAGGGACAAUAUGGAUGAGCCCUCUACGACUAAGGAGUUUCCAAUAGCUAAAGAAGCCGAAAGACUGGAUUCCGUGCGUCAGAGCAGAAGCAGGUCAAAAGAGACAGCUGUUAAACAGGAUAAAUCACAUAAAAGAAAGAACAGACAUGAGCCAGACACUGAUACCAAGGAGAGAACUCGAGGUCCAAGCCCAUCCCAGGAGAGGAGGUCAUCCAGUAGUGCUCAGCAGUCCAGAGAUGGGCAUCAGAGGUCCAGAUCUCCUGGAACAUCCAGGAAACAACAAUCUGUAUACAAAAAUUCACAUUCACUUUCUUCAGAGACAGAACAGAAAAGUAAAAGGGCCACUUCGCCUUCAGCACCAGAGCCUGGAAGCAGACAAAAUGCUGAUUACGCUAAAUCACCAGAGAAGAUGAGACGUUCCAGAUCCCGAGACAGACAUGGCAGACAGCCUGAGUCUGACCACAGACGGGAAAGGGACAAGAUAGUAGUUAAGUCUCCAUCUAAGGAAAUCUCAUCAGGCAAGGAAAAUAGAUCUCCCCGCAGAAAGCAAGACCAAAGUCCAUCUCGACAUAAAUCGUCUAAUAGGCCCAGAGAACAGCAUUCUCCUAAGCAUCUUCCCAGGAACCCCAGUGGCGACAGAGGGUCGAAGCAAGCCCGCUCUGAGCCCUACAACAGAUCUCCAGCCAGGAGGGUUCGGUCUCGCUCUGCGGAGAGAAGACAGAGAGACUUUGGUUGUCAGAGACUCUCACCUGUCAGGAUGCGCUCCCGUGAUGAGGCAGGAGGGGGCAGAGGGUCAAGCCCCUCUCUGAGCUCCAGACGGAGGUUGAGCCGCUCCCCUCUAAGGUGUAGAUCCCGUUCCCCCAGAAGACACAUCAGUAGGCCGACUCCUCCGAGACGAAGGUCCAUGGAGCGAGAUAGACUGGGCCACAGGCAGCAACCAAGCUCAGGAUCUCAGGAGCGAUGGAGGAGAAGCAGAGAGAAAGAGGACAAGUUUAAGGGCAGUCUAUCUGAAGGCAUGAGAGCAGAACAGGAUGAAUCAGAUGAUGAAGUGCUGGAGGAUUAUGAUGUGGAUGAGGAGGAUGAGGAAGCUCUGAUUCAGCAGAGAAGACUUCAGCGCUUAGCGAUUGUGAAGAAAUAUAAGGAAGCAAAUGAGGACAAUAUUAAGUCAGAACCUGGAAGUCCUCAGAGUAGCCCCCGCAGCCGCUCACCCUCGCCGGAUGACGUCCUUGAGCGUGUUGCAGCCGAUGUGAAGGCUUACGAGCAAGAAAACCUGGACACUUUUGAAGCCAACAUUAAAGCUAAGCACAAUCUGCUUAGCCAGGAGAAAGAUGGGGCUAAUCCAAAGAAGCCAUCAGCUCCAGAUAUGUUCACAGAGUCAGAUGACAUGUUCGCUGCAUACUUUGAUAGUGCAAGGCUACGAGCAGCAGGCAUUGGGAAGGACUUCAAAGAGAACCCCAAUCUCAAAGACAACUGGACAGAUGCAGAAGGAUAUUAUCGAGUGAACAUCGGAGAGGUGUUGGACAAGCGUUAUGAUGUUUAUGGCUACACUGGGCAAGGUGUGUUCAGUAACGUUAUUCGUGCAAGGGACUUGGCCAGGGCUAGUCAAGAGGUGGCAGUGAAGAUCAUACGCAACAAUGAGCUAAUGCAAAAGACAGGCCUCAAAGAACUGGACUUCCUGAAGAAGUUGAAUGAUGCCGAUCCUGAUGAUAAGUUCCACUGCCUCCGUCUUUUCAGGCAUUUCUACCAUAAGCAGCACCUGUGUCUGGUGUUCGAGCCACUCAGUAUGAACCUCCGUGAGGUCCUGAAGAAGUAUGGCAAAGAUGUUGGGCUCCACAUCAAGGCAGUGCGCUCCUACAGCCAGCAACUUUUCCUUGCCCUCAAACUCCUCAAGCGCUGCAACAUCCUUCAUGCUGACAUUAAACCUGACAACAUCCUGGUGAAUGAGUCUAAGACUAUACUCAAGCUCUGUGACUUUGGUUCAGCGUCCCAUGUUGCUGAUAAUGACAUCACUCCCUACUUGGUCAGCCGGUUCUACAGAGCACCUGAGAUCAUCAUUGGAAAGCUGUAUGAUUAUGGAAUCGACAUGUGGUCUGUGGGGUGCACGCUGUAUGAGCUGUAUACAGGAAAAAUCCUCUUCCCUGGAAAAAACAACAACCACAUGCUCAAGCUCGCUAUGGACCUUAAAGGAAAGAUGCCCAACAAGAUGAUCAGGAAAGGGUUGUUCAAGGACCAACAUUUUGAUCAAAACUUGAACUUCUUGUAUACAGAGGUAGAUAAAGUUACUCAACGGGAGAAAGUCACGGUAAUGAGCAGCAUCAACCCGACUAAGGACCUGCUGACCGACAUGGUGGGUCGCCAGAGGCUGCCAGAAGACCAGAGGAAGAAGGUGGUUCAGCUCAAAGACCUUCUGGACCAGAUCCUGGUGCUGGAUCCAGCCAAGAGGAUUAGCAUCAACCAGGCCUUGCAGCACCCCUACAUUCAGGAGAGAAUGUGACCACCGCUUCCACAUGACCUCUGAGGACACAUGGCACGAAGUGCUCAACAAGUCAGCAAAUCAGCCAGCAAAGUGAUGGUUUUGUAUCUACAGACAUGACUCAAAAGAUGAAGAGACAUUAUUUAAGUAAUGCUAAAGCUUUCAUUUACUUUCUGAACAGCUAUGCCAUCUUGGCAUCAUUUUAAAUUCAUGAUGUAUUGCUAAAGUAGUCCCCCACUUUGAAUGACCUGCAGGGUGUUUCAAAAAGUCUGUUUUCAGUUUGGUUUUGUUUUGUUUUUUCAUCCUCUCACUUAUGAUCUCUGUGGGUCAUUAGUCUCUGGGAAUGUUGGGAGGGCAUAUAUAUCGACAACUGUUCAGCAGAAAGUAGGCCUAAGGAUACUCAAAUGAUUGUAAAUUGUUCCAGUACUCUGAACCGCCCCUUAUUCUGUACAGAAUGUUGUCAGAUCAGCAUAAAUGCUGUCUAUAUCCACAUCUCCCUCAGGUGUUAAAGCGUGAGCGCACCCUGGUGCGCGGGCCUGUAGGUGUGUGUCUGCUGAAAUCGGAGCUCUUGAGCCCUACCUGAUCCCAUCUGCAGGAAAGGCCUCCUCUGUAAAGGCAGGUUGUGUUCCUCUAUUAGUACACUGAAGGUAAGCUCGCCCCUAUAAAAUUGCCAUCGUUCUUAUAAGGCGCCAGUUAUUUUUAUUUAUUUUUUUUGGCCAGAUGUCCUAAAACUCAUUCUCUGGCAUCUCUUAGAAUACAGAGACAAGUGGACAUCAGCCUAAACUCUCUGUCUCUGUGUGUACUGGCGUUUCUCAACAUUGCUUCCAGAGAGUGAAAUCCUAAAUGCGAAAAAAAGUUCAAUCCUAAAUGCAAAAAGCUCUUGCUUAAACAAUUAUGGAAGGAAUUCCUUAAGUGAGUCAGUCACAGUUGCUGUUGAACGUAAGGAGGAGGAGGUGUAAAAAUCUGGAAUUUUAUAACCGAACAGGCACCUUCAGUGUACUGCCUGUGACAGCAAAUGCACUGUUUGACAAGAGAAAUGUUUGUGACCUCUAUGUGCACAUGUACAAGUUUAAUUGUUUUCCGUAGUGUUCAUCCAAGGUGUGCAUGUGUAUAUCAAAUGCUGCACUGUGUACUUUGUUAUGAGACCUUCGUUGUGUCCUUCUGCUGUUGUCCUUUGUUCUGAUGUGAUGUUGUCUUUUGAUACAGGGGUAUUCGUCAUCUGAUCUAUGAAUCUGCUUGUUUUGAGCGGUAAUUGCUUCUUUAUUUCAUAUUGCUUUAUUGUUGGACUCAAACAGAUAAAGACACCGAAAGUCUAGCUCAUGCUGGAAAUAUUCACCUUGUAUAUUAUCUUUUGCAAAUAUGUUUCUCCCUGCAUGUUAACGACAACCUUGUAUUAAUUGUAAAUUCACAAUAUGUUAUCUUAAAACAAUAUAAAAUAAAAAUGUUUUGUGCUGGAGGAAAACUAACAAAACCUGGUUAUAGAGCUAUAAAGAGUUCUGGUUUGUAUUUAAUACACCCUGAGGCAGGUAGUUUUAGUUGUCAUAGUUUAAAGUGACGACAUAUUCAGUGUUUGAUUGGAGGCUUUACAUUAUUUUGGUUUCACUAACUGCUGUUUGUGAUGUUUCUCCCACUGUUUCUCCGUGGUUGCUGAGAGAGAGAGAGAUUUUAUUCUCCAGCCAAAGGAGGCUCUUCUCUGUGCACCAUCCUCCAGCCUGCCUCUGCUUUCAAAGAGACGAGACCUUCACAAGAACCCCUUAUCCAGGUCACUCCUAAAGGCAUGUGUAGCUUCACAGCAAUACAGAGAUAAUCCAAGAUUAACUGAAAUGAAACUGAAAACAUUGAUGCUUUCUCUCUAAUUUGAGUGUAGUUCCCCCUGAGACCUCUUUUAAAUAGAUCCAAGGAGACUUACUGGUAUUUGGGAGAUCAGCCACUUUUUUUUUUACACUGCAGAAGUGCUGCAUAUGAGUUGUCAUUUUUUGCAAGGAAAUUGCAGCAAGUGUUGUGAAAGGGGAUAGACUUGUGAAUUUCGUAAUGUGAAAGAUGAAGUAAACAUGUUUUACAACUUGUCUAGCACUAGUAACAUCAACAGUAAAUUGUGUAAUAAUUAUUGACCCUUUACUGUAUGAAUAAUACAGUAAUAAUGCAAUAAAAAUUUAUAUAUAUAUAUAUAUAUAUAUAUAUAUAUAUAUAUAUAUAUAUAUAUUUGGGCGAUACAUCGCAUUUCGUUACAUGCAACAAUGAAGUGUCAGUCUGCAGUGCAAACAUUGGCAAGUAACCACCAUGAAACAGUUAUAUUAAUAAAAUAAGCUUUAUGCAAUAUGUGCAAUAGCAGUAUAUCCAUUCACAACUAUUGCAUGCAUUGCAGAUUGCAGUUCCAUUGAUGCGUGCUGUUGCCAUACAGCAAUAAUUAUAUAUAAGACACAGAAACUAAACCAGUGAUAUUUAUGAGGAAAGAAUUGCAACUUCAUACAGGUUUUGCUUCAGUUUUUCUUGAAGUUGAGGUGUAUACAUGUUGACUCCUGCACACACUUUAAAAGACCUUCAGCAGCCAGGGCUCACCAUGUGAUGUGUGAAGGAAGAACAGAUUGCAACAGGAAGGGACAUGAUUAGAAAAAAGUAUUUACAGUCUUUAGUUCCCCAAAGAAAAAAUACUUUGAUAUUGUAAUGAGGCAAAAAGUGGAAAAAAUAUAUACUGUUGUCAUAUGGCAACAAAAUGCAGUAAAGGGUUAGUGAGUUUUGGGCUUGCAUUGUUGUAGAUCCUUAAAGUUUUCCUUUUUUUGAAUUUGGAUAUAAAUUAGCAACAGUUGGAAUAUAAGGAACUAUAUAACAUUAUUUUGCAGUAUACAGUUGGAUAUUUGGAUAUACAAGGAUAUUCAUAUCAUCAGAAGAAUACCUCAUAUAUCCAAAAUGGUAACUUUACAGGAGAAGGUAAAAACCUACUUUACUUUUAAUGCAAGUCAAAGGAACCGGACUUUUUCAUUUUGGGCUGUUUAUUUUGGUCCAUUCUUUAUGAAAUGUACAAACAAUGUAAAGGACACCAGGCAUCUUCAAAUUAUGUCAAAAACUAAAACAUAACAGAAAUGGAGAUACAAGAUUUUCUUCCAACAGCAGCGAUAUACUGAAUGGCUAUGAGGCCAAUUUUCCCACUAAAUAACACUUUACCUCAUAGAUUUCCAUAUUGAAAAAAACAUUUUCAGAAUUCAUAAGCUUAUUGUCAGAUGUUGAUGGAGAAUGUUAAUUUAAGCAGAUCACUUCAAAUAUUUAUUAAAUAAAAGCUGGAAUAAAAAAUGUGUAAUUGAAAUCUUUCUUCAUUUUAGUGGAUUAUUGGCCAUAAGUAUGGUAUCACUUUCUGAAGAGGUGAAAGCUUCAGCUUAAAAAUGGUUCAGUAAACCUGGGAAGGCUGAUGUUUGUGUAUUGCUUUAUGGUGUUUUCAGGAUCAUGUACUCUUGACUGUAACCACUUUGUUGGAAGAUACUGGUUUAUUUGUUCUCUGUAUUUUAGGUGCUGCCCACUAGAGAAGACUCUUAAAGGGAACUGCACCUGAUCAAAGGUUUCUGUUCUAGAGAGAGAUCUUUAAGAUUAUUUUUUGUCUAACCGUUAACAGUAUGAGCUUUUUCUUGGUAACUCCUUUGUCAGCCAUUAAGGAGAGGCAUGGGACACUAUUCUGCAGGUGUAAGCGCAGGUGCUCAGAGUUCUGGGAUACAACGGUGCCUCAAGCUUAGAAAUAACAGAUCGUGGUUUGAGUAAACAUUGCUGGCUUUUGACUUGAGAACUUCAAGAGAUUAAAACAUUUGAUACAGUUAUCACAUAAUACCCAGACCCUGCCACCUGCAGAAUCCUUUCCACAAGUUUUACAUCAGCUCUUUAAAAGGUUUAAUAUAAAAAAUGUGUUCUGAAACAUUGUUAUAAUUUGGCGGUAUGUAGCCAAAUUGAGCAACAUAAAGGUAAUACUCUUCUUUUCUAAUUGAGAUAUAUGCUUGUUUAUACAAGGUCCUUUAUACUAAUUUUUAUUUCUGUCUUUAUUUUAGGGUAAGUCUACUUGAUUCUGGUUCUAAUCUCUACAAGACCCAAAGCCAGAAAGAUAUCCUGAGCUUCAGCCGGCCUGAUUUUUUUUUUUUUUUUUUUUUUUUAUACCCAAACUAAGUUUUUGUCCUUGUUUCAGUCAACCACAUAGAAUGACACUGGUACAUUUUCAGUGAAGUGUUCAAAAACUGCUUGUUCAGUCAUACUCCUUCACAUACUUAAUUCUGUUUUAAUUUGCAAAUGUGUAACUUAAAUAAAUAGUAAAGGGAAAAAAACUU
Molecule: messenger RNA, 7323 nt
Organism: Pygocentrus nattereri (red-bellied piranha)
Lineage: Eukaryota; Metazoa; Chordata; Actinopteri; Characiformes; Serrasalmidae
Gene: prpf4ba
Product: pre-mRNA processing factor 4Ba
Exons: 15
Coding region: 47-3043 (998 amino acids)
Biological process (GO): peptidyl-serine phosphorylation; peptidyl-threonine phosphorylation; mRNA cis splicing, via spliceosome
Molecular function (GO): protein serine/threonine kinase activity; ATP binding
Source: RefSeq, a predicted model, not a curated record